Neolamprologus brichardi is the source of this 4213-nucleotide messenger RNA. RefSeq lists its product as uncharacterized. Gene Ontology annotation, biological process: regulation of transcription by RNA polymerase II; embryo development. Lineage: Eukaryota; Metazoa; Chordata; Actinopteri; Cichliformes; Cichlidae. The record is from RefSeq and is a predicted model, not a curated record. Gene Ontology annotation, molecular function: RNA polymerase II transcription regulatory region sequence-specific DNA binding; DNA-binding transcription factor activity, RNA polymerase II-specific. Gene Ontology annotation, cellular component: nucleus.
UGUUCGUGUGGACCCUCCUGAUGGAGGGGUUGUUUUGUCCCUGUAGAACCGCCGCUGGAGCUGGAUAAUCGCUUUGUUUGGAAAGCCGAAGCCUGGAAAACAAACUGAGGAUGAAGAAUCAUUUUUAAGAGGAAGAAAAGCGAUGGAGCUGCAGACCUCACCGUCAGAGCAGCGAAAAUACAAAGAAGCAAAACUAAUCCUGGAAAGGACGCCUCAGGGAAGCACCAGGGUAGAUCUCGGGCUCGCUUUCUCCAGGUGGGCUGCACUGAAGAGGGACAGAUGCUUCCGGACUGACGCUGAACUGGCCGCCUUUCUGCUGGACUGUUACGAGAGCAGAGUCACAACAUCAAGUUCCAUGAAUGGAAAACCUCCAUCAGUCUCUCAGUGUGAUGAUUCUAGAGGGACAGAAAGGCAGCUGUAUUCAAAAGUACAAAGCGGAGUGUCCGAAAUAGAAAAUCUUCGCCCUGAUGAGCCCAGAGAUGACAUUUUUAUGUCUCCCACACUGGUCAAAUCAGAAGAAUCAGCACAGAUACACACCAGGAAAAGUCUGGUUUUCCCUUCAGAGGACGAGCAGGUCGAGCAGGACCAGAAGGACUCAGUCCUGCUCCACAUUAAGGAGGAACAGGAGGAACUCUCGACCAGUCAGGAUGGAGAGCAGCUUAAUGGUCUACAGGAGGCUGAUAACGCCACACUUCCAUUCUCUCAUGUUGUUGUGAAGAGUGAAGAUGAUGAAGAGAAACCUCCGUGCACACAGCUUCUUCAUAGCCAAACCGAAGACAACGCAGAGGUAGAGAGGUGUCAAAUUAGCUGCUCAACAAAAAUAAAAACAGAAACUGACAGAGAGGACAGUGAAGGAGCAGAGCCAGCUGGAAACCCGGAGUCAAAUAACCUGUUGCAGCAAAACACUGAUGCAAAGACUUUUACCUCUGGUGAAACUGAAGUCAGUAUUGGUGCUGAUGAUGAGGAUGAUGACACAGAUGAUUGGCAGGAGCCUUUGUCGGAUUCUGGAUCUGAAACUGAAGAAAGUGACAGUGACUGUAAGAAGGGCAGGGCAAAAGCCUUCAUCUGCUCUGAGUGUGGUAAACGGUUUCAGUACAAGUGGUCUCUUCAGAGACACGUGACACGCCAUUCAGGAAAAGCCUCUUUGGGCAGCUUCACCAAUAAGAAAUGUUUUCCAGUGAAGCAAACUGCAGAUUUACAGAUCAAAGUCCACACAGGAGAGAAACCAUUUGGCUGCAGUCUUUGUGAACAAAGGUUUAGAGAUCAGUAUAAUCUUAAAAGGCACAUGAGAAUCCACACAGGAGAGAAACCGUUUGGCUGUGGCAUUUGUGGUAAAAGGUUUAAUGGCGAGGGAAAUCUGAAAAUACACAAAAGAGUUCACACGGGAGAAAAACCAUUUGGAUGUGGUGUUUGUGGUAGAAAAUUUAAGCAGAAGUCACAUUUUAAGAAACACAUCAUGGUUCACACUGAAGAAAGACCUUUUAGUUGUGAUGUGUGUGGGAAAGGAUUUAAAUGGAGGAUCCACAUGAAGACUCACAGGAGAAUCCACACAGAUGAGAAACUGUUUGGUUGUGACGUUUGUGGUCGAAGAUAUAACUGUGAAAGAAAUCUUAAGAUACACAUGAGAGGCCACUCAGACGAAAGACCGUUCGGUUGUGACAUUUGUGGUAGGAGGUUUAACUGCAACAGAAAUCUUAAGAUACACAAGAAGGUCCACACGGGGGAGAGACCAUUCGCCUGCGGUGUUUGUGGUAAGAGGUUUUCACAGGUAGGGGCUCGGAACAGGCACAGGAGCGUCCACACUGAAGAGAAACCAUUUGCUUGUGAUUUGUGUGGACAGAAAUUUUUCAGACAUUUGUACCUGAAAACUGUCAGUGGAAUAGAGAUGCCUCAAAGAAAGAGCCAUCAACUGGGUGACCUCCGAGGGCUGCUGUCCCCGAUAUCUGCGCCAACCACAUCAGACACGGCACCAACACAAGUUAGGACAGGUCUCGAUGUCCAGCAGAUGUUGUUACUUAAAGAAGAGAGCUCAAGUCAUGAUCAGCAGGAUUUGGUCCUCCUCCACAUAAAGGAGGAAGAGGAAGAACUCUUGACCAGCCAGGAGGGAGAGCAGCUUCGUGGUCUACAGAAAGCUGAUAUCACCAGUUUCCCCAUCACUGCUGUUUGUGUAAAGAAUGAAGAUGAUGAAGAGAAACCUCACCUCCUACAUUUUCAUCAAACACCAGCUGAAGAAAACAGAGAAGCCGAGCCUUCAACCAGCAGCUCAGUCAAACAGAUUAAAGCAGAAGGUGAUGGAAAGGACUACAAAGAGCCAGAACCAGCCACAAACCCGAAUCCAAAUAAUAAUUUACAACCCAAUAUUAGUGUAAAACGUUCAGACUUGUAUGAAGCUGAUGAUUGGCAGAAACCCCUGACAGAACCUGAACCUGAAAGUGAAGAUAGUGAAGAGUCAGGUACAAAUAGUGAUGCCAAAAAGCCCUUUAUCUGUUUUGAGUGUGGUAAGCAGUUUCUCCAUGACUGGUCACUUCAGAGACACAUCAGACUGAAGUCAGGGAAAAGAGCUUCAAACUGCGAUGUCGGUGACAAAAGCUCUGGAGUGAACCAAAAUGCAGAUUCACAGGGGACAGUUCAAACAAAAGAGAAACCAUUUGGCUGUGAUGUUUGUGGACAAAGGUUUCAGCUGAAUGUGAAUCUUAAGGUGCACAUGAAAGUCCACACUGGAGAGAAACCAUUUAGUUGCAAUAUCUGUGAAAGAAAAUUUAGACAUCAGUGUAACCUUAAGGCACAUGUGAGAAUUCACACCGGAGAGAAACCAUUUGGCUGUCGCCUGUGUGAUAAAAAGUUUACACAGAGUGUACAUUUAAAGACGCACAUGAGAAGCCACACGGGAGAGAAGCUAUUUUUUUGUGACGUCUGUAGUAAAAGCUUUUCACGACUGAGGAUUCUGAAAUCGCACAAGAGAGUCCACACAGGAGAGAAACCAUUCGACUGUGAUGUUUGUCAUAAAAGAUUUUCACAACUAGGUGAUCUAAAGAGACACAAACGCGUCCACACGGGAGAGAAACCGUUCAGCUGUAGUGUUUGUGGUAAAAGAUUUGCACAGAGGAUGCAUUUCAAGACACACAUGAGAAUCCACACAGGAGAGAGACCUUUCGGUUGUGAUGUUUGUGGCAAGAGCUUUAACUGUAAGAGAAAUCUGAAGACACACAUCAGAGUCCACACGGGAGAAAAGCCAUUUGGUUGUAAUGUUUGUAAUAAAAGAUUUUCACAGCCAGGAAUUUUAAAGAGACACAUGAACAUCCACACAGAAGUUAGGAAAUUUGUACCCGGUAAAUCAAGAGGAGUCUAUUUGAGGUUGCUCAAAUCUAAACCAGCCACAUCAGAAAUGGAGCAGCUAGCCAUCAGAAACAGACAAGCUAUCCAGGUUGAUGAAGGUGUUUCCUCAAACCCCAGUCUGGAGCAGAAGGACCCAGACCUCCUUCACAUGAAGGAGAAACAAGCGAAACUCAUCACCAGUCAAGAAGGAGAGCAGCUUAAUGGUUUGAAGGAGGCCAGCCUCUCACAGCUUCAUCAAAGACUGACCAAGGACCACUGCGAGGCAGAUGUUCCAUUCUUUAGCUGCUCUGCGUGUGAUAAACAAUACCUCUACAAGCGAUCUCUUCAGAGGCACAAGAAAAGUCAUUCAGCAGAAAACUCUGCCAGCUGUUUGGUUAAUAAGAAAGCUUCCAGACUGGAGGAAAAUGUAGUUGACACAAGCAAGAAAAUAUUUGGAUGUGAUAUUUGCGAACAGAGAUUUCAUCAAAAAUCCCAUCUUAAGACUCACAUGAGAAUUCACACAGGAGAGAAACCCUUUAGUUGUAAUAUUUGUGGAAACAUAUUUAGACAUCAGUACAGUCUCGACAGACACAUAAGAGUCCACACAGGAGAGAAACCCUUUGCUUGUGAUGUUUGCAGUAAAGGUUUUUCACAUCUGUGGGAUCUGAAAAGACACAAAAGUGUUCACACAAAGAGCCUUCCACCCGAGGAACCGAAAGAUCUUGAUAAGGUGGCCCCUAUUUCACCAUCAGCUAUAUCAGAAUUAGUGCAGACACAAGUCAAGAAGGAUGUAGAUGUCCAGCAUAUGUUGCCAGUUAAAGAAGGGCUUCCUUGGACUCCAGGUUUGGACCAGCAGGACCCAGACCCACUCCACAUAAAGGAGGAAGAGAGUGGGUGA